AUGCACAUGGUUUGUAAUCGUAUCAAAACCCGCCGCUCAGCAACAUUACUGCGACACAGGUUUUUUGUUAACGGGAACGGGGUGGUUCUAAACCAGAAUAACUAGAACAUACACGAGUCAGACGGUUUUGACUCCUUCCUAACUUAAUCUUAAUGUUUUUCCUCCUCCCAAAUAAGUCGUCGUCAGGAUGUAUGAGAUGGUUUUAAAGCUAGCUGUGUUCGCCUGCGUCACCUCGGUGCUCCGAGCUGGAUACGAAAAUAUCAACCAUUUGGUGGUAUCUCCACAGUCUCCAGUGCUUGAGAUUGGAACCAACUUCACUGCUACAUGUGGGAUCGUUAACACCACUGAAGUCACUGCAGAUGAUCUCUUCUGGAUUUUAUCAAAGACUCUUGUUUCCAAAGAAUAUUAUACUAAGAUCGACUCAUCAACACUGAGUGUCACCGUCCCCAUCACAAGUGAAAAUCCUUCGUGGUUAUUUUGUUUCAGCAACAAGUCGUCUCCCUACGUCUCCCUGAACAAAAGCAGAUUCUAUCAUGGGAUUUGGCUCAAAACAGGGUAUCUUCCAGCGAGACCAAAGAAUCUGACCUGUGUAGCUCAACAGGAUGGCACAUCCACCUUGCGAACAAUCACUUGUGAAUGGGAAGCAGUUGGACGACAAACCACAUACGUCCAAACAACAUAUACAGCAAUAGUUAAAGAAAGAUUGUCGGGUGAGACAAUCAAUGUAUCAACACAUGACAACAAUGUCGUCGUGCCUGUGAAAACUUACCCCCAUUUUAUGCCUCUGGAGAUCUGGGUGGUGGCUCAUAAUCUACUGGGAAAUGUAGAAUCUGAACAUCUGAUAAAUGAUGCCAACUGCUUUGUGAAAACCAACCCUCCAUUGGCUGUGCAAGCCUUUUCAGACACUAAUUUUUCUACAACGCUACUUGUGAGCUGGACGACUCCUAUUGCUAAGGAAUGUAUGGAACUGAAAUAUCGAAUUAGAUUCUGCCCAAAUGGAUCUCAAACUUGGAGCGAUGUGGAUCGUAACGAUACAGUGAAACCAUCAAAUCCCUUCAGACUGCAGAAUCUUCAGCCAGACACAGUUUAUGUCAUUCAGAUAUCCAGCAAAAAUAUAAAUGACUGUGGCUUCUGGAGCAAUUGGAGCUUGAAUAAAACUGCAAGAACUCCAGAGGCUCAACCGUCAAGUAAACCGGAUUUGUGGAAAGCUGCUGAAAGUGACAUUAAUGGAAUGCCACUCAUUCAAAUCAUUUGUAAAGAUCCUGAAUUUGCCAAUGGGAAAAUCAAAGCAUUUAAUUUGAAAGAGAAAAAGGGUGGAAGUUGGGAGGAAGAGCAUUUCCUAGUCAACGCAAAUCAGAGAGGAAAACAUUAUCUCAAAAGGAUUUCCCUGGCUGACAAAAAGUUUGCAAAAGUUUGUGUUACAGCUGUCAAUUCUAUGGGGAAGUCUCCUGAGGCAUGUUUGGCCAUUCCAUCAAAGCCAGUUGACCAUUUACCAAUUAAAGAAAUGAAUAUUUGGCCCCAUAAUGGCCAGCUGUUCCUAGAAUGGAAACACAAUAACACCUCUGUGUCAGAGUAUGUGAUUGAAUGGGUCUAUGAUGGGGGAAUAGACUGGCAGAGAGAGAAAAAAAACACUACACGGACUAUAAUUAAAGGCCCCCUUAAGCCUUUUGUUCGCUACAGUGUGUCAGUUUAUCCACUAUACUCUGGAUGUAUCGGAAAUCCAGCCAGUAAAGAUACCUUUCUGGAACAAGGAGCUCCAUCAGAGGGCCCCUCGAUUAACAAGAGUAACCCAGGAUAUGAUCGGGUUCAUCUGGUGUGGAAUGAGAUUCCUCUGAACUUGAGACGGGGCUUCAUCACUCACUACACUAUAUUCUAUAAAAAGGAGAAAGACAUACAUGCUGUAAAAGUCCCGCCUAAUACCACCUCUUACACCCUGAAGCCACUGCUGGGCAAUACCAAGUAUGAUGUGUGGAUCCAAGCUUCAACCAUCAGUGGCUCAGCAAACAGCUCUCAUCACUCAUUCACCACUCUGAAAUAUGCACCAGGAAUGGUUGAGGGUAUUGUGGUCGGAGUGAGCCUUGGCUUCCUGUUUCUGGUUCUCAUGACCAUUUCUUUAUGCCUCUACAAAAAGGAUGUGAUCAAGGAGAACCUCUGGCCUCAGAUUCCUAACCCUGGUGAAAGCACCAUUGGGACCUGGUCUCUUGAUUAUCCUGUGAAGACUGAGACACCAAAGGAGAACUCUCUAUUUGGCAUCUGUGUGCUUGAUGAUGCUUGUGUGUGUGACGUUAAACAUGGCUGUGAAGAGGACAAGGCCAGUCUCUCCCUGAAGAAGGACAAGUAUCUGUCUGAGGAGCACAGCAGUGGCAUUGGAGGUUCCUCUUGCAUGUCCUCACCUCGCCAGAGUGUGUCUGACAGCGAUGAGGGCGCUGACAUGGCUGACACCACUGCCAGCACCGUUCAGUAUUCCUCUGUUGUGGCCUCCAGCGGUUACAAGGGCCAGACCCCGAGUUCGCAACCGCAGCAUUCCAUUUUUUCCCGGUCAGAGUCCACCCAGCCACUGCUGGACUCUGAGGAGAGCCAGGAUAUGUUAGUGCAAGAGGGCAGCAGACACUUCCAGUUGUCUUUCACUCACGGCACAGAGAACCAAGGGACCGCUGAACGAGACGACUUCAAGCAGAUGCAGUUGGACCAGCAGGACUUCUGCCCUAUUGAUGAGGACGCUGAGUGGGCACCAGCAGACAGCCAGUCAGCUGAUGGAGAACCGGGAUCAGUGUCCAGCUACAUGCCUCAGUUGAAUGGUUACAGACCUCAGUAAGAACACAAUCAUAACUGUGCCUUCCUUUAUCUAAUUUGUUUUUUUUGUUGAAGCCUUUCACGCAGUGACAAAUGACACAUAUUUUGCACUUAAACAGGUCUGCAUAGACUGGGAGACUUAAAACAAGUUGUAAAGUCUAACGUGAGAUCAGACUUGGAGUAGAAUUUGCCCUGUAAAACUCAACGGUCAAGACCAGUUUCGUAGUAAAAUUGCUUAGACUGCCAGUCCUCUCUGUCUUGCUGUAGUGUCAUGAAUGUCACUUUAUGCAGUGGGACAAGCUGUUAUCCUACGGCUGUAGCCCUGUCACACUAUGACAUUUUAAACAACUUAUGCAAAUUUUGUUCAACACGUUGCUGUAAGUUGCACAAGUUAGGUGUAAGUUGUGAAUAUGUUGUCAGAAUGAUGGCCAGACAAUAAAUUUGGACAUGUUCAAAAUUUGUCAGCUUAUGUCGACGUGCUGCUGAUAAGUGAGGCAUAAGUUACAGGUAUGUUUAAAGAUAAUUUAUGCAUCGGUUCACUUAUUUUUCAGGUAAGUUAUUCAUUUGUUAUUCAUAAGUGUAUAUAUACUGUGUGUGUGUAUAUA
Molecule: messenger RNA, 3398 nt
Organism: Austrofundulus limnaeus
Lineage: Eukaryota; Metazoa; Chordata; Actinopteri; Cyprinodontiformes; Rivulidae
Gene: il6st
Product: interleukin 6 cytokine family signal transduce
Exons: 16
Coding region: 188-2815 (875 amino acids)
Molecular function (GO): protein binding
Source: RefSeq, a predicted model, not a curated record